Messenger RNA from Oryza brachyantha (malo sina), 1319 nucleotides. Its product is annotated as transcription factor RAX1-like. The transcript is spliced from 3 exons. The coding region runs from base 171 to 1058 and encodes 295 amino acids. The record is from RefSeq and is a predicted model, not a curated record. NCBI's taxonomy places the organism in Eukaryota, Viridiplantae, Streptophyta, Magnoliopsida, Poales, Poaceae.
GGAGGAGGCACGCACCGGUCGGUCUCGGUCGCUGCUGCCGUCGCGUGCUUUGGCUGGAGUACGUACAUACUCGCUGCGGCCGGUGACGCGCAUCGCAUCGCGUCUUCUGCUCGAGUGCUCUUGCUGCUGCGUGCUGCGCGCGGUGGUGAAGUGACCCAAGUGGUGUGAGAAUGGGGCGCGCGCCGUGCUGCGACAAGGCGAGCGUGAAGCGGGGGCCGUGGUCGCCCGAGGAGGACGAGCAGCUGCGGAGCUACGUCCACAGCCACGGCAUCGGCGGCAACUGGAUCGCGCUGCCGCAGAAAGCAGGGCUCAACCGCUGCGGCAAGAGCUGCCGCCUCCGGUGGCUGAAUUACCUGAGGCCGGACAUCAAGCACGGAGGCUACACCGAGCAGGAGGACCACAUCAUCUGCUCGCUCUACAGCUCGAUUGGAAGCAGGUGGUCCAUCAUCGCGUCGAAGCUCCCCGGCCGGACCGACAACGACGUCAAGAACUACUGGAACACCAAGCUCAAGAAGAAAGCCAUGGGGGCCGUGCAGCCGCCGCGCGGCGCCGGUGCCGGAGCCAGAGCCUUCUCAGCCGCGCCUGCCACGCCGCCCGACACGGUACAGAGCCAAUGCACGUCGUCCGCGCAGGCGCCGGCACUCUCGCCGGCCUCCUCGUCCGUCACCAGCUCAAGCGGCGACGCCUGCUUCGCCACCACCAUGUACCCGCAACCGACGACGUCGCCACAGCAGUACAUCCGCUUCGACGCACCAGCGGCGGCGUCACAGACCGAGCUCCCGCCCGUGCCACCCACAGCCACCGUCACACCGGACGGCUGCAACUGGGCGUCGACUGAAGCUGGCGCCGUGUCUCUCGACGACGUGUUCCUCGGCGAGCUCACGGCCGGCGAGCAGCUGUUCCCCUACGCCGACCUGUUCAGCAGCUUCACCGGCCUCCCGGAAAGCAAGGCCAACUUGGAGCUCUCGGCGUGCUACUUCCCAAACAUGGCGGAGAUGUGGGCGGCCUCCGACCACGCCCACGCCAAGCCGCAGGGCCUCUGCAACACCCUGACAUAGGAGGACACCCUAAACCUCCAUUGAAUUCUUACACCAUAGCUGCAAACGCAAUGGCGAUCGAUCGAUGCGUCGUCACUUGAUAGUAGCAUAAUUCUUGCUCUGUUUUUUUUCCCUUCUCUUGGUUUAUCAUCAUCUUCGAGUGGCUCCAUCUCUAGCAGCUGGCGGUUUUCUUGUGUAUGAGUGAUCGAUUACAUGUAAAUUAAUUAAACCAUAGAUGCAUCUGUUCUGAUCCAAAUUCUCCCAGCUAUUACGCUUGUCAGU